CUUCCGGUUAUUGGUACCCGGUGGUCUGGAAGUUUCUGGUGACAGCCUGUGUGCGGCGGAGGACGCGUCUUGGAUGGUGACGGGCGGCUGCGGACGGGAUGGAGGGCGACACUGACCUCACGGGGAGCGGAGGCGACAUGAAGCCCCCCUGUGAGGAGGGCGCGGAGCAGAAAUCCGUGUCAUCUAAUGGGGGCAAUGAAAUCAAGAGUCGAGCUAUCGUGAAGUACUCUUCUGCUCCACCGGCUGCGGCAUUUGCUCGUCUUCAAGAACAAACCGACUUGAAGCUGCCACCUGCUAAUUGGCUGCGAGAGAACGCCAAGCUCGGCCCUACCAUUCUGGGAAGCAGUAAGAAGAGCAAACCAUUUUCAAGCUUUGGGAUGGCCUAUGACUUCAUUGAUUCUGUCGGGAAGGAAGUGGAUGUAGUGGCAGAUUCUGAAAACAUCAAGAAGCUCUUAAAGAUCCCAUACAGUAAGUCCCACGUCAGUAUGGCCGUCCACCGCAUUGGAAAGACUCUGCUGUUGGAUGAGCUGGACAUUCAGGAGCUCUUCAUGAGGUCGUCUCAGACAGGUGAUUGGACCUGGUUGAAGGAGUUUUAUCAGAGACUAAUGGAUCAAAAAUGGCAAAGAAAGAAGAAGAGUAAAGAACAUUGGUACCAGAAAGCCAUACUCUCCAAGUUCCUCUAUUACAGUAUUAAUGGGGAGGAUACGGCUGAACCCAUUCCAUCCACUUCUCAUCAACCCAGUGAGGAGCAGGAUCUUAGCGAGCCGUCUGGAAGUGAUCACGUCGCAUGGCCUACUCCUUUUGAGACAUUAAGUUCUGUGCCAGACGAAGGUGGGGCAUCCAAUCAGGGUCUUAAAAACGAUUUUGUCAGGAAUAUCCUUUGGACCUUUGAGGACAUCCACAUGCUGGUUGGCUCCAACAUGCCUAUUUUCGGAGGAGGACGAUACCCAGCUGUCAGCCUGCGUCUACGGGACAACAACAAGCCAAUCAAUGUGCUGACGGGGAUUGAUUAUUGGCUUGACAACCUGAUCUGUAACGUCCCGGAGCUCGUCAUGUGCUUCCAUGUGAAUGGAAUUGUGCAGAAAUAUGAGAUGAUUAAAACAGAAGAUAUUCCAAAUCUGGAUAACUCCAACUUCUCCACCAAGGUGAUUAAAGACAUUGCGCAGAAUAUUUUAUCUUUUUUGAAGUCGAACUGCACAAAAGAAGGCCACACGUACUGGCUGUUCAAAGCCAGCGGCAGUGACAUUGUGAAGCUCUACGACCUCACCACUCUGUGUGAAGAGACCGAGGACAAGUACCAGAACCCCUUCACUAUGCCGGUGGCCGUGCUACUCUAUAAGGUGGCGUGUAACAUGAUGAUGAAGAAAACCCAGAAUAGAAAACAUUAUGGAACUAUUCGCACUUUGUUGUUGAACUGUCUGAAGUUAGUGGAUAAAGGAAGGCACCCACAGAUUAUUGCUUCAGCCAACUACAUGCUGUCAGAGCUGUUUCAGCUGGAGCCUAAGAAAGAGGAAAGUGGAGAAGGAUCUCUCAAUGGGAACUCUGAUGAGAGCUAUAGCGAGGAGGAGGAGGAGGAUGAAGAAGAGGAGCUGCCCGAUAGUGAUGAAAACGGGUCAUACAGUCAUCCUCCUAACCCCCCAGAAGACUGCAAAGCUGUGGCCAUCAUAAAAUCUGUCCGGGAGCUGUCUGUUCCAGAGAAGUACAAGUCCACUCAUCAGAUCAGGCCAAGCUGCACGUUCCCAGUUUGCAGUGACACAGAAGAACGCUGCCGCUUAGUCCUCAGUUACGUCCUAGAAGGGUUGAAAUGUAUUGACAGCAGUAUUAAAAAGGAAGGCGAACUCCCAGCAGCUGACCCCAACACGCCAAUACCCCUAAAAUAUGAAGAUGAGUCCGCCAAUGUCGUCUCAGAGUGCCUGGAAAAACAGAUGGCACUGUUUCUGCAAAAAAUGGAAAGUUCUAAGAACCAGUGCUCCAGCAGAUCUGGGAUUGUCCCCGGCUCCUGGCAGUUCAAGAUGAAGCUGCAGCUGAUUAUUAAAGCCUCAAAAGCGUAUUAUGUGUUGUCGGACGCCGCAAUGAGCCUGCAGAAAUACGGCCGAGCCUUGCGAUACGUUAGGCUGGCCUUACAGUGCUAUGAUGCUUACAGCUGCCUUUGUACCAACCAAGUUCCCGAAGUGAUGAUGCUGCUGUGUCAGUACCUUACUCUCUGCGGCGACAUCCAGCUCAUGCUGGCGCAGAACGCCGGCAAUCGAGCUGCAUAUUUUGAGGAAUACAAUUACCAGAAGAGAGAUGAUCAGGAGAUUCAGCACAGUCUACACAGAGAAUCCAGCUGUGAGGAGUUUUCAUUUGUGACCGACCUGAUCACUGACUUGGAGUGCCAGCUCUCCAUCAGCUGUAAGUGUUAUGAAGCCACCAGCGACAUCCUGGUUGUCACCAACCUCAAGACCCAAAACCCCGAGCUGCAGUCUCAGCUGCUGAAGAGACUGGGCAAUAUCCGCAACGAGGUCGGAGUGUUUUAUAUGAACCAGGCAGCUGCCCUCCAGACCGAGAGAUCAGCAAACAAAGGCGUCUCUAGUUCCGAGCAAGACUUGUGGAAGAAAAGCUACUCCAGCUUCGAAAAAGGAAUCUCUAGCUUUGAAUCGAUUGAGGACACCACGAACACCUCCCUCUUGUUGUGUAACAUGGGGCGGCUGAUGAGGCUGUGCGCCCAAGCUCACUGCGGCAGUGGGAACGAUGAAAGGAGAGGGGAAUUCUCUCCAGAUGAGGCGCUGUACUAUAAUAAGGCCAUUGAUUACUAUCACAGAGCAUUAAAGUCGCUCAAUAAUCGAGAAGCUCAUCAGGCUGUGUGGGAUUCAGUUUACUGGGAACUGUCUACAACGUAUUUUACGAUGGCCACUCUGCUGCAGGACUACGCCCCCAUCUCCAAAAAAGCACAGGAACAGAUCGAGAGAGAAGUCACCGAAGCCAUGCUAAAGUCCUUGAAAUACUGCGAUGUGGACAGCGUGUCCGCCCGGCAGCCCUUGUGCCAGUACAGAGCAGCCACCAUCCAUCACAGGCUGGCCUCCAUGUAUCACAGCUCUCUGCGCAACCAGGUGGGUGAUGAACACUUGAGGAAGCAGCAUCGGGUCAUGGCAGAUCUGCAUUACAGCAAAGCAGUGAAGCUCUUCCAGCUUCUGAACGACGCUCCAUGUGAACUGCUCAGAGUACAACUAGAACGAGUGGCCUUUGCAGAGUUCCAAAUGUCCAGCCAGAACAGCAGUGCGGGGAAGCUGAAGAGCUUGUGCGGUGCGCUGGACAUUAUGAUGAAGACGCGCUGUGCCUUUCUUGUUCUUCUGAAAGAAUUUGAGUGUGAAAGUGAUCAGGGGUCGGAGGAAGGGAACGAACCGAUCGUCGACUCCUCAGAAAAUCUCCAAAAGGAAGAAGUGGUGAAACUUGUCACUAUAUUUGAAUCUCGCUUGUCUUUUGUUCUCUUACAAUUUGUGAAGCUUUUAUCAUCAAAGAAGAAGAGCAGUAAUCCCCCCAAAGAGGACGCCUCUCUGAAAACCUACAAGCAAGUGUAUUCCAGCCUCUUACGGGCUUCAACCAACAAGACCUCCACGCUGACCGAGAGACUGAGCGUGCUCGUCAAUUUACUGGAUCAGCUCACGCCAAAGAGCGAGGCGAAUGAGACGUCAGUCAGCGAAACAUGAUUGUGCCUGGGAUGCAGAGAGGACUCCUUGCCUUGUUAAACUCGGGAUCGCUGGUCUGUUCCACUCGCCGCCACCUUCUUGCCAUGGUUGAAAUGAAAUGUGAAAUCUUCAGGGAAGCUUCUUGUGCACGUCGGUCGUUACACGCACUGCCCUGCUGGGGAUUUGGGGACGUACAGGUUUUCUCUCUUAUUUAUUUUCUGAUGACACAUUCGCUCCGGCACCACUUAUCUCUCGUUCUGGUACACAGUUCAUGGGCAGCUGCUCCAAAGGUAAUAAAUCUAUAGCUGUCUGUAGACCCGAUAGAGCUGAAUGCAGAUGCCUCAAUUUUCCGCAAGAUCUGCAAAAUCCUGUAUCUACUGGGUUGCAAAUUAGGUGCAUAGAUGGCAGGCUGUGGGACAUCGUGCCCCAAGAGGUAGUGCCCGCCAUCCGUUCUUACCCCAUGUGCGCACCCAUGCCAAAUGUGCUUCUUAAAGAGGACCUGCCACCUCUCCCGGCAAGUCUGUAAAUACGCUCUGUUCCUCCUCGACAGCUGGGUGUUACCCUGUGUUCCUACCGUCUGACUCUGUGAGGACUGCUUGGACACAGUCAGAGGUUUUAGGGCCAAACCCCAGUUGGUAAUACACGCUUGUUAUUAAAUUGCAGGAGGUAGAACAAAGGAAGGACUAAAAGAAGAUCCCAAAUUAUGUUAUGGGGUAAACACGUAUUUAUGAAGACUUGUCAGGAGAGGUGGCAGGUCCUUAUGAAUAGAUUCUUUUCAUGUUGGAUUUUACAGGGUUAGAAACAGGCAGACACAGAAGCUGAACCCCGCCGAAGCCUGAGAAGAGCAGCCGCAGCUUCCAGUCUGAACAGGGGUCUAAAAGGGCUCAGAAAAGUGCUGAAAAUAGAUGCAGCCAUUUAUACAUUUUUAUGAUCAAUGUGCCUGGAUUAUGUUGGGGAGACUGGAGAGCCCCUUUAUGACAUUAGAAAAUGAACGACAACCGAGGUUUGUCCUACAUUACUUCCCUUAGACUUUCCUCCAUCUUGGCCCAUGUUAGACCAGUCCAGAGUGGCAAUCACACGUGUAUUUUAUGACAGCCCAUGGACCGGUGUGGGGCUGUUUUUCUUUCUAAUCCUGGACAAUCCCUUUCAGCCAGGAAGUGGCACAAAAAGCUGUGCAAAUCUAUUACAGCAGGCAUAUAUUUAAUUUUCUAAGGCCAAAAUGCCCAGAAUUAUCAGGAGGCUUGCUUCCUCUUAAUACGUUUGGUGCCUUUUACUCCAGCACACUUCAGAUUAAAAUUGGCGUAUGAAAUGGCACGCUUAAUUAACUGGCAGAUUUAUGUCUUGAUUUCACGUUAUAGGGGAGAUGUAUCAAGACUGGCGCGUCCAUCCCUGGCGUGAGGCGCCUGAUUUAUUUUUUAUUUUUUAAGAGGCAGAAACAAACAAAUCGGGCGCAUUUGUUCCCUGCCAUGCGCCAGAAACUGAAGUCUACGCCGUUGUGGACUUCAGCUAUAACUUCUGCCACUUUCUGGCAAAAGUUAUAGUAAAUGCGGCGGGCUGCACGAAGCAACGCCCACUUCUGCUAAGCCCUACCUCUUUUAUCCUGCCAAAAGUGGCGAGAAGCCUAAAAAAUUGCCAAUUAUGGCGCACAUAUGGCUUGUGCCAUAUUGUGCGGCUUUUUUACGCCACAAUAGUGGUUUAAUUAGCUUAAUAUAUGUCCCUCCUGGUGUGUCUCAAGUGACGUGUAGGUAGUCCAUUGCCUGGUCCUCUGAUGCUUGGUGGAAUGUAAAAAAGGGAGGACCCCCCUCCCCCCAUGUCAUUAUUUUUUUAAGUAUAAAAAGGUUGUGCUUGGUAUUGCAGCUCAGCCGUACGGACUUGAAGGGGGCUGAGCUUCAACUAGGCCACGUGAUCAGUACACGGUGACGCCAUAUGGCUUAGGAAGAGGUCGGAGCGCCCGGCCUCUUCUAACAGCUGAUUGGCGUCUUUACUUUUUUUUUUUACGUAUUCCAAUAUUGGCAAAUGUGUUUCCCUACCUAUCUGUAUAGGAGCUGGAACCCUUCCCAGUAAUCACACACUGUAUGGACUAAAGUACUGGGACACGCAUCUUCAUUCAAGUGUUUCCUUCAGUCCAAUUUCCACAGGUGUAUAAAAUCCAUCUUCUAGCCAUGCAGUCUGUGAAUGAACGACUCAUAAAGAGCUCCAUGAAUUCCAGCGUGGUCACCACUGCCACAGGCCACUUACUGACAUUUCUUCUAGAACUUCCACCAUUACCGGUAAGCAGUAUUACUGUCAUAUGGACGGAACCGCAGCAACUCGGUGGAGACCAUGUGAAGGUCCUGAGCGGGGCCACUGAGUGCUGAGGAACAUAGUGCAUAAGUCACCAACGCUCUGCUGAGUGCAAACCUCUGCCAUUAACAUCAGCACAAAAACUGUACCCAGAGUGUCACUGCAUGGGUUUCCAUGGCUGAGCAGCUGCAUGCCAACCUUACAUCGCCAAGCACAAUGCCAAGCGUCAGUGGUGUAAAGCAGGCCACCAUCGGACUCUGGAGCAGUGGAAACCUCAACUGUGGAGUGAUGGACCAGCCAGGAGAACGUUGCCUACCUGACUAUAUUGUGCCAACUGUACAGUCUGGCGGAGGAGGGAUAAUCCUAUGGGGUGUUUUUCAGGGGAUGGCCUCAGCUGCUUAGUGCCAGUGAAGGCAAAUCUUAAAGGGAACCUGUCACCUGGAUUUUGUGUAUAGAGCUGGGGACAUGG
Molecule: messenger RNA, 6417 nt
Organism: Bufo gargarizans (Asiatic toad)
Lineage: Eukaryota; Metazoa; Chordata; Amphibia; Anura; Bufonidae
Gene: EDRF1
Product: erythroid differentiation regulatory factor 1
Exons: 25
Coding region: 99-3686 (1195 amino acids)
Biological process (GO): positive regulation of DNA-templated transcription
Source: RefSeq, a predicted model, not a curated record